Messenger RNA from Amphimedon queenslandica, 593 nucleotides. RefSeq lists its product as uncharacterized. The annotation marks the transcript as partial. The transcript has 2 exons. The record is from RefSeq and is a predicted model, not a curated record. NCBI's taxonomy places the organism in Eukaryota, Metazoa, Porifera, Demospongiae, Haplosclerida, Niphatidae.
AGACAUUGCUCGCUUGUUAAAUGAAGAAAUAGGUCCUCGAGACAGUGACUACGUUGCUUCAGUUCUUGGGGACUACUUUUGUGAUGAAACUAGUGAGACAGACUAUGAAGCAGUAGAAGAUAUGGAAGAAGAAGAGGUAGAGGAAGAGAAAGAAGAGAAAGAGACAAAAGAUUGUGAUGAAGAUAUUAAUCCACCACUGUUUGAUCCUGAGGUGGCUGUGGAGCUACAAGUAUCAGAUCUUGAUUUAGAAUCAGCGAUGCCUGAUGCUCCAGCUACUUCAACUACUCACUCUGGUGAUGACAUGAGGAAGGAAGACCUACAGGAGGAAGAAUUAUCAAAGUUCUUUGAACAUGGAUGUGGUUGCUCAGAUAAUUGCUAUGCACUGUUCAGUCACUCUUACAUAAAAACAUAUAGAUGUGACAUACAAGCCAUGGCAAAGCCAGUUCAAGAAAUUGCUAUUAUGAGUCAAAUGGCAGCAACAUCUACCAUGGGGGGAUUGUCGACUGGCAACCACAGGAGACAGAAUGAGAGAAAGAGGCAAUUUUUUACGUUCAUGCAUCAAGGUCAUAAGGUUUGUAACUAUGAGUGACACA